Marchantia polymorpha subsp. ruderalis is the source of this 1592-nucleotide messenger RNA. The record is from the annotation of a GenBank genome assembly. Lineage: Eukaryota; Viridiplantae; Streptophyta; Marchantiopsida; Marchantiales; Marchantiaceae.
CCUGAGUUAGACACAUCAGCUCGUGGUUGUUGCUCUCAUCAGGAAAAAUCUCUCACGAACCAUUGACACUGAGGAGCAUAUUUCUGCUGCAUUCGUUUCGAACUUGUUCGUUGCUUGCCUGCAGUAAGACUGAACUUCACUACUGAAGAGACUAUAAUUCUCUCAGCUAUGGGACAGAAAGAGAUUUCAGUUGCUGUUCCUGCUGAUUCCGCAGCUCAAGGACAGUCCAUGCAAUUCCCGCACCUGGAUGAGACUCUUGAAAUUCUAAAGACGAGUGAUAACAGAUCAAUACUUGACAGAUACAAGUGGGAGACAUCUCUCCGUGAUGGCAUGCAGGAAGCGGGAUCUAAACCUGCAUUCGUCUUCCCUGUGAUGGACAUGAAACAUCAGUCCUCACAAGACCAUGCACUCCGUGAAAGACUGGUGAAAGAUAUUGGCCUUGCUGCUGAAGAAUGGGGUUUCUUCUUGGUGAAGAAUCAUACAAUUCCGAGGGAUUUGAUUGACAAAAUGAUGUCCUACGGUCACAAUUUCUUCUCUCUGCCCAAGGAAAAGAAGGAGGAAGCUGUGUUCAAUCUUACAGUUCACCCCGGAAAGAAUCCUUAUUAUCAAGGUUACGGCGGAAGAUUUCAGCAUCUUCAAGAAAAAGUUCCAUGGUUGGAACACCUCGGUGAACUUGAGCAUCCGGUUUCCGGAGUCAAAAAUCUUGCUUCCAUUCUUUGGCCUGAAUCGAAUGAAAGCGCUUCAUUCUGUGAAGCUGUGAAGACCUUCAGCGAAGCCAUACGCCAAUUGGGUAUACAGAUAUUUGAGCUCUUGGCAGAGCAUCUGAAACUUGAAAGAGAUUUCUUCUCCAAGCACUUCGCAGAAGACAAAGCAUACCAGACUAAUUGGCGUUUCAAUCACUACCCUCCGUGUCCUGCUCCUGAUUUUGUGUUGGGCCUAGGACCCCAUACCGACCCCAACGCUCUCACUAUAAUAGUUCAGGGUGACGUUGCUGGUUAUCAGUUACUGAAAAAUGACUUUUGGUUCCAAGUAGAGCCCGUCCCGGACACACUGCUCGUAAACAUCGGCACUGCAUUACAGACCUGGACGAAUGGAAGAUUUUCGAGCGUAUUGCACAGGGCGGUGGUCAAUGAAAAAAAAGCACGUCUGUCUAUUUUAAACUUCUUGAGUCCUGCAAAGGACACCCCACUGGAGCCCCAUCCUUCACUCAUCGACGCCGAACAUCCCCGAAAAUCCGAUAGUAGAGAUUGGACACACUUGUUUCAGCCAAAGCUGUCUUAAGUUUAUCACGGACUGCUCUUAGCUCGGGAGGUAUAUCGCACGUAGAGAACCAUGUUUGACAACACGAGUUGUACAUAACUAGAUAGGUCUGAUAAAAAUAGGAUGUGGUCUACUCUACAUCUGUGUAUACUAUAGGAAGUAAGUAGUCUGGUCAUAUGUUAUGGGUACAAAUAUGUAGAUAAAUGCUGCUCAUUGUAAACUUCUUGAUUUCUCAUCAUUGAGAAAUGGAGGGAGAGAAUAGUGACCUGAAAAACAUACCCUUCUGAUUUGCAAUAAAGUACGACAUGACAAUGAUGAUUAUGAAUCCUGGA